AUUUAAGACUGCUCCACAAAAACUCAACCUAGUCCAUCAUCCAACUUCAUGUGGACUGGUGGAGGCAUAAUUGAAGGAUAUUUUAGUCAUUUCAAGUAAACCCGCGUCAACCGCGGCGUCUGCUAGACUGCAAGACCACACGAGCCCUACUCCGAAACUAUCAAGAACCUUCCCCCCUUUCCUCUUUCUCUCUCUAAAACACACGAUGACCAAGAACCUUCCCCUCUCUUUAUAGUCCAAAUAUAACUCCCCCAAUCCCCUCACUACACCCAACAUUCAUUCAUACCUCAUCUCCUUACACUUUCUCUCUCUGCAACAAAUACAGUUUCUCUCUCUAGAAACACACUUUCACACCGGCUCUCUCCAAUGUCUGCAACACAGGUAAUGGAUAGCGAUGGCCGCGAUGACCGUUUCUACCAAGGCUCCCCACCAAAGGGCUAUGCACUGAGCGGGAAGAUCAUGCUGAGCGCAAUCGUAAUCCUAUUCGCUGUAGUCGUAUUCGUGGUCUGCCUCCACAUCUACGCCCGCUGGUACCUCCUUCGUGCCCGGCGGCGCAACCUCCGCCGCCGCCGUACCGCCCACCUUGUAUUCUACGUCGAUCCCAACAACCCUAACGCCACCACCGUUAUCGCCCCGGGCCUCGACGCCUCUGUCCUCAGUACCCUCCCCGUCUUUGCCUACUCCUCCAAGACCCACCCCGAGGUGCUAGAGUGCGCCGUGUGCUUAUCGGAAUUCGAAGAGAACGAAAAGGGCCGUCUCUUGCCUAAAUGUAACCACAGCUUCCAUAUAGGCUGUAUCGACAUGUGGUUUCACUCUCACUCCACGUGCCCACUUUGCCGGUCGCCGGUCGAACCCCAGGUUUCAGCUCCUGUAGAUGAAAACCGAUGCGAUGUUGUUGUUACAAUUGAUGAACCGGCCGGUUCGAGUGCUGGGUUGUGCUCCACGUGUCAACACGAGGAAGAAGUGACGUCACUUCCUUCUUCUUCUUCGUCGGCGACGUCGGCGUUGGGGGCUCGACGGAAGGGAUUAGAUCUGACCAGUGUGACGAUUGAGAUACCGAGAAACGACUCAGAUAUCGAAUUAGCGGUGAGUUCACCCGCGAGUCGUGGUUUCAAAUCUCCCGUGACUCGUUUUCUGAGAAUACUGAGUAUGAACAGAAGAUCGCCGGCGUUUUCGCCGGCGUCUGGAGUCGGAACGAGUUGUGGGGGUGUGGGUACUGAAUUGGAUAUAGAGCGAGGAGUGGACGAGUCGACUCAGCAAAAAUCGGGCUCAGCCGCCGAGAUAAGAGACGGUAACAGUAACGCGACAACAGUGUAAGAAGCGUUGAUAAUUGGAAUGGGACACUGACUGUCAGGCUCUUAUAUCAAGGACCGUGGAUUGGGUUGGUUCAAUACACGUGGCAGAAUCAUGAGAUGGCUGCGGUUUAAAAUAUACAACCAGACACAUUAUUUGAGGUGGCUUUUAGCGCACGCGAGACAUCAAAGACUGGAAAUAUGUUGACUCGCAGAUGUGUUGAUUUCUUUUUAAAUUUUUUAAUUAAUUUUAUUAUUUGAAAAGUUAGUUGCUUUUGUCAUUUUGUGAGUAAAAACGCGUGUAUUCUCCGAAAAAUACGCAUAUAAUUGAAUACAUUUUGAUGGAAAAAUACAUGUAUAAUUGUUUCAUUUACAUGUAUUGGAACUCUAUUUUAUAAAUCUGGUAUUCUUAUUUUUUCUA
Messenger RNA from Cornus florida, 1713 nucleotides. Its product is annotated as RING-H2 finger protein ATL2. The transcript has a single exon. Gene Ontology annotation, biological process: protein ubiquitination. The record is from RefSeq and is a predicted model, not a curated record. Lineage: Eukaryota; Viridiplantae; Streptophyta; Magnoliopsida; Cornales; Cornaceae. The coding region runs from base 367 to 1317 and encodes 316 amino acids.